AUACUGCGUUCGUCUGUAGUAUGUAGUAUGCGAUUUCGAAAACGGCCACAGAACCGCCACACACUCAUAAACACUAGUCUCCAUUCGAUUAGUCCCCCCAUAAUGCAAUGCGCAUCUGUCAUGGCUGCUCACUGAUGCCACUUGCACCACAUGGGUGGAAAUACACAUUUGAAGUGUGACUAAGAAACACCGACUUGGCUCAUUAGAAAGCGAUUAAUCGCCGGCUUUGAUCAAGGAGCAUCCAGAGUCCAGACCAGGUCCAGACUGAAGCACUUCACCGGGGGCCAGACGCGGUAGGAAUGCCGCUGGACGUAGAGAUCCCCGUCCUGCGGGGCUUUUUAACACCGAGGGAGGCUACGGAAUGGAAGCAGACUAUUUUCAGAAGUGCAGAGGCGGGCUCUCUGCUGGAGUCGUUGAUGGAGGGAGACUUUGAGGCGGUUCUUCUGAGCCCCCAAGUGUUAGAUCUGCUCGCUGGAGAUGGCAGCUGCAGCGACGGGGAGGACAUCGAGGCCUACCUGGAGAAACGGGUCUUGCUGUACCUUACUUGUGGCACCAACGAUGAUCAGACCAACAGGGAGCUGGCAGUGAUGGCCCUGGCUGUCUCUUGCCUCCACAUGUUUGCCCAGAGUAACUGGACUGGUCCUCCCAUCUCCAUCCAUAUCUGUGACCUGCUGCCCCAGGCCCUGCUCUCCUCUCAGCCCCAGACCCUGGUUGAGGCUAUCCACUCCAGCCUGCUCCUGGAUGGGGAGUCUGUGUACAGCCUGGUGGCCAACCCCUUCCUCCUCCUGCUGGCCAGGGUUAUUCUCAACAAGUGCUGCUCAAAGAUGGACAGCCUCCAGCUGCUGCCCUGGUGGACCCUGCGCUACAUCAGCCUGCACCAGCAAAUCCUGGAGGCCCGUUCUCCACAGCUCCUCAACUUGGCCCACAGCAGCAUUGACAAAGUGUUGAAAUGCCAGAGUCUGUUCUCGGAGCAGAGAAACCUGGCUAUCCAUUUCCACCUGGAGUGUGUCCACACCAGUCUGACCUACUAUGAUUACCAGCCAGCCAAGGAACACAUCAACAGGGCCCAGGAGCUCUCAGGGCUGGAUAUCAACAUGACUGGUGCUCUUGGAAAACGGACCCAUUUCCAGCAGAAGUACUUGGCUCAGCUCAUCCUUGAGGUCAAGAGAAAGCAGACGCAGCCGGGCCAGACGGAUGAUGAGGCCAGUCCCACUCCCACGCCUCCGGCCAGCCUGCCCAAGGACUACAGUCUGGGGGAUGACACAGUGCUGGAUAAGAUCAACCUAGCGGAGCCAGAUCAGUAUGAGCUGCCUGAUCUCAGCGCCGAGGAGCAGGCCGUCAUCCUGGGCGUCUGCACUGACUUCCAGAAGAACAACCCUGUCCACAAACUGACUGAAGAGGAACUCCUGGCCUUCACAUCUUGUAUUCUGUCUCAGCCUAAGUUCUGGGCUGUAGAAGUCUCUGCGCUUUGCCUCCGGACCAAACUGGAGAAAGGGAGUUCCCGAUGUGUGGAGAGAGCCAUGAUGCAAACCCAGGCGAUAGUAGACCACUUUGAAGACAAGAACUGUCCCGUGACCGAGAGGCUGAAGGGGUUCUACUUCUGCCAAGCACCCCCCAGAUGGGCUGUCCAGAAACAGCUGGCCAGCUUGCUAACGGACCUCGGCUGCACCAGCUCAGCUCUGCUCCUGUAUGAGAAGCUGGAGCUUUGGGAGGAUGUAGUUAUCUGCUAUGAGAGGCUGGGCCAACACGGCAAGGCUGAGGAGAUAGUUCGCCGGGAGUUGGAGAAGAAGGAGACGCCCAGUCUGUACUGCCUGCUGGGAGACAUCCUGAGGGAGCAUCAGUACUAUGACCGUGCGUGGGAGCUGUCGGGCCGCCGCAGUGCAAGAGCCAUGCGCUCCAAAGCCCUGCUGCACCUCCGCAACAAAGAGUUCCAGCAGUGCGUGGACUGCUUUGAGCACUCACUGCAAAUCAAUGGCAUGCAGCUCGGUGUGUGGUUUUCCCUGGGUUGUGCCUACCUUGCCCUGGAGGGCUAUGAGGGAGCUGCCAGGGCUUUUAAGAGGUGUGUUGGACUAGAGCCAGAUAAUGCAGAAGCAUGGAACAACCUCUCUACAGCCUACAUUCGCCUCCAGAAGAAAAACAAAGCCUUUUGUACCCUGCAGGAAGCCCUGAAGUGUAACUAUGAACACUGGCAGAUCUGGGAAAACUUUAUCGCUGUGAGCACGGACAUCGGGGCGUUUGCUGAAGCCAUCCAUGCCUACCAUCGCCUAAUGGACCUCAGGGAUAACUACAAGGACAUCCAGAUUGUGCAGAUCCUGGUCCGAGCAGUUGUUGAGAACGUGAUGGACAGCCAGGGGGAGCAGGCUGCGGCACUUGGCUCCAAACUGAAGGAGCUACUGGGCCGGGUCAGUUCCCGCCACAGCAGCGACUCUGAGGUAUGGCAGCAAUAUGCUCUGCUGUACGAAGACGGACGCGGCUCCAACCCAGAGGACAAUGAAAAGGCUCUCCAGUUCCUGUCCAAGGCUCAUCGCUGCAAGCUUCAGUCUGGGGGCUGGGAGAAGGAAGCUGGUCUCUUCAAGGAGGUGGUCCUAAGAGCCAUCAAUAUGGGGGAAGUGACCAUCAGCUGCUGUAAGAAGAAGAGUAAUCCAACAGAAGCUCUUCAGAUGCUCUCCUCCACCCGCCUCAGCCUCAAGAGUCUGGCCACCAAAGCUAAGCAAAUGCACAUGGAUGUGUCCACGGGUCAGAUCCACAGCGAGCUGCAGGACGCCGUCGCUGCUCUGGAGCAGCUGCUCACAGAGCUGCAGGAGCUGGGCGGGACGCUACGGGGCCAAUCACAGUGAGCGGGACGCUGCGUGGCCAAUCACAGUGAGCGGGACGCUACGGGGCCAAUCACAGUGAGCGGGACGCUGCGUGGCCAAUCACAGUGAGCGGGACCCUGCUCAACCAGAGACUGACUAACUAACCAGAGACUCUGCUGCAGAUGUAAAUCAAGAGUGUUCCAUGUGAGCACUGAGAAUAACAGUAGAUAAAGUUAGAAAUGGAAAGCCAAGGUCUCACUUUGUAAUCGGGAUGUUUUUAUACCUCUAUAUCCACAGUGGAAUGGAAACAAUGACUGUAAGGCAUCAAACAUUAAAGUAAUGUUUAAAAUAUG
Perca flavescens (yellow perch) is the source of this 3148-nucleotide messenger RNA. RefSeq names its product tetratricopeptide repeat domain 27 (gene ttc27). Gene Ontology annotation, molecular function: protein binding. The coding region runs from base 300 to 2837 and encodes 845 amino acids. The transcript has 20 exons. The record is from RefSeq and is a predicted model, not a curated record. NCBI's taxonomy places the organism in Eukaryota, Metazoa, Chordata, Actinopteri, Perciformes, Percidae.